CCUUUGUGACGUCACAAGGCGCUGAUAGGAAAGAAGAAAAGCUCACUCGUCAUGGCUGCUCGCAUUAAGGAUGUGCUCAAGCGCUACGGGCGCACCGCCUUCCUCUUCCACUCUACGGUUUUCGCUUCGACGCUCGCAGGCUCUUACGCUGCCAUUAGUCAGGGCAUCGAUCUGAAGACGAUCGCCAAGCGCGUCCCUUUCGUGGACUUGUCCAGUAUCGACCCAGACGCCGGCACACUGGCACUCGCCUACCUGUCGACCGUAGCUACUGGCCCAGCACGAGGUGCGCUCACGAUCGCCGCGUCUCCAUUUCUUGCGCGUUUGCUGGCCCGUACCCGCCAGCUCACCAAAAUGUAGACGAGAAGCAGCAGUAGCUCAGCAGCCUAAUGCAUAAGAACUCAAAAUUCUUCUUGCCUCCUCAGGAAGCAUUUGCUUACUGUAGUAGCUGAGUUUUUUCUUCUUUUACAGUAUCAUAGAUCGCGUGCGGCUCGUAUCAUCCACAAGAGCCAUAUUCCAAGAGCGCAAAGCAUUGCCCUCUUGGUUCACAGCAAGUAUAAACUACUACUAAUGUACAGUGCCAGUAGUA
This is a messenger RNA of Phytophthora infestans T30-4, 586 nucleotides long. RefSeq lists its product as uncharacterized. NCBI's taxonomy places the organism in Eukaryota, Oomycota, Peronosporomycetes, Peronosporales, Peronosporaceae. Gene Ontology annotation, cellular component: mitochondrion. The transcript has a single exon. Bases 52 to 357 code for a protein of 101 amino acids. The record is from RefSeq and is a predicted model, not a curated record.